Bacidia gigantensis is the source of this 5265-nucleotide messenger RNA. RefSeq lists its product as uncharacterized. The record is from RefSeq and is a predicted model, not a curated record. Lineage: Eukaryota; Fungi; Ascomycota; Lecanoromycetes; Lecanorales; Ramalinaceae. Gene Ontology annotation, cellular component: endoplasmic reticulum membrane. Gene Ontology annotation, molecular function: zinc ion binding. The transcript has 2 exons. Bases 1 to 5265 code for a protein of 1754 amino acids.
AUGAGCUCUCACAAUCUUGGCAUGGAGCCACCAACACAGGCCGCAGAUAGCGAGCCUGCACCUUCUCAUUCCAAAGAGCCGGACAUUAUGAAUGACCCUGCUUUCGAUCCAAAGUCAAGCCAAGAGAACAAAGCCGAAGAUGUCGAUACAUGCCGGAUAUGCCGGGGAGAGGGAUCCAAGGACGAGCAACUGUUCUAUCCCUGCAAAUGCAGUGGGAGUAUCAAAUACGUUCAUCAAAACUGCCUUGUCGAAUGGCUGUCUCACUCUCAGAAGAAGCACUGCGAACUUUGCAAAACUCCGUUCCGUUUCACGAAGCUCUAUGACGCCCACAUGCCGCAGUCAGUACCUUUGCUAGUCUUUCUCCGGCAAGCAGUCAUACACACCUCCAAAAGUGUUCUUAAGUGGGCAAGGCUUCAUCUCGUCGUUUUCGUAUGGGUCUUCUGGCUGCCUUGGUGCACACGAGCUGUUUGGAGAGGACUUUUCUGGCUCGGCGAUGGCGGCUGGAUUGAUUUAAGAAAACGAAAUAUUGAGCAACAGGCAACAAUUACGUUUCAAUCCGGAGCUACUGCCUCUAAGUCACCUGAAGCUCUUGCGACUGCACUUGUGUCAAAAAUCUCUGGCAGACUCUUGAGGCAAUGGAACCCUCUCACUGAAUUUCUAGAGGCUUACCAAGAUGGACCGCUUACCUUCCGUUUCAUCAGGAAGCUGUUCAAUACCUGGUACGGCCCAAUGCCAGCCAAUUCUCCAUCUUCUCCAGCUGCUGCAUUCUCGACCUAUCAAACUCCGCAACGCCCGCCGUCCCUGCUUUCAAACAUCACAUUCCUCAGAUCUUUGACUGGGUCAACAGUGCUUAAUGACAUCAUCGUUGACAUUCUAGAAGGCCAGCUGAUUACGAUCUUUGUGGUAGUAGUCUUCAUUGUAAUCUUUCUCAUUCGGGAAUGGGUCAUGCAGCAGCAACAAAAUAUACAAGGGGACCGUAGAGCCAAUCAAAAUGGAGAGCUACAACCAAGACCUGCGAUUCAAGGUCAACCUGCAGCAGCACCUCAGCCAGACGGCAACAUUCGUAAUCAGGCCUUGGCUAUACAAGGCGUGGAGGGCGAUCCGGCUGAGAUUAGGAGAGAUGUCCCACGGGACACGGCUAGGGUAUUUGCGAGACCCCGAGGCAGACUCCACCGCCGCGCUACGAAUCCAGAGGGACCAGGAGUAGUCGAUGAGACUGCAAAUACAAACACUCCAGCUACGAACAAUAUCUCCAGCUCUGGAGCCUCUGCUCAAGACCGUUCACAUGAUACAGCUCACUCGCCCAGUGAAACAGUCCAACGCCCGGCCAUUUUAGAUGGAGGCGUAAUGGAGCGUGCAAUGGAGCUGAGACGCACGUUAGAUGAGCCCGAUCAUGUAGAUACAAGCCAAAGCCGCUCAGAUAUACAGGUUUUCAAGGAUCUCUGGUUACAGGCGGACCAGGAGCCUCACGAGGUCUUGCGUAUCAUUGGGGACGAUAAUCGCAUGGAGGAGCUAGAUUGGAUUGUUAGGUUCAUGCGGUACCUUGACACAACAGGAUACAAACGUCCGGCUUCGACUGCUAGCAUCAGGUCUCUGCCAGAUGAACGAAGCAAGGACGUCUCCUCGCGGACGAAGCAAGAUGUUGUAGAUGUUGCGGAUUCUCUUGCACCUCCUGCCCCCUCACUAAGUCCAAACGUGGAUGGUCGCCAAGAUGCUGAAGUCCCGCGGUCAACUGAUAGCCUUCCACCUGUUGCUCUUUCUGUUUCAGGGACCCUGAAAGGAUCUGAUGCUCCCGAGUUCACUGUUCCUGAAGGUGAGGAAUCUACAAACUCUGUGCAACUACCGGAGGACGGUAUGCUAUCUUCGGCCAAUUCGCCACCUUCCAAUGAACCAGACUCCACACCUUCAAGGCCAAGCUAUACCGGAUCUUCAACAUCUACCGAGUCCUCAGCAAAUAACACAAAUGUAGGCAUUGCAAAUCCUACUGUGAACGACGGUGCGGGCGAGGAUACUCGCGUGUCCAAUGAAGGCGGUCCAUCGCCUCCUGACGCAACCCUGCCCAAUCAGCCUUUCUAUGAACGUCUCAUGGACUGGCUAUGGGGAGAGGCCGGAGACGUUGAGCACCAGGUUGACCCGCCAGCUGAAGAUGAAGAACGCGUAGUACUGAACGUUGCAGAGGAGGCGCCUUUUGUCCCUGCCGCCCGUCGACAGCAACCAAUAAUCGCAGAUCCGGACGCUAAUCAAGGUCAAGAUCCCGAUAUAGUGGCUGCAGCUAUAGAAGCUGGCGUGGACCCAAACCCAGCUGAAGGCCUAGAUGAAAUCGAAGAUUUGGAAGGGAUUAUGGAGCUUAUCGGGAUGCAAGGUCCGAUUCUAGGCUUGAUACAGAAUGGCAUGUUCUGCGCUUUGCUCGUGUGUCUGGCUAUUGGAGCCGCUGUAUGGGUUCCUUAUAUGUUCGGCAAGUUCUUUCUUACCGGCUUAGCUCAUCCAUUAUACGUGCUGCAGCAGCCACUUCGAGCCGCCUCCACAAGUGCAGACAUGCUUGUGGAUUUCUGCAUCUUUGUAACCUGCCUGUCCUAUUAUUGGAUGGACAGAGCUAUCAGCGUUAUGUCAAUCCCCAUUGGCUGGCUAUUGCCACCACUGAAGGGGUUGCUUGAGACCAAGAUUCUGGCUGAUACUGCUCGAAGCUAUGCGGAAAGGGCUCUUCAACGGCUAGCGCUCGCAUCCAUGGAGAGUAGCGAAUUUAUGGCUAAAGCCUUUGAUAUCCCUCAAAUAUCAGUACUAGCUCAUGAGUCCCUUCGCUUGCUUGAGAGACGCUCUACCGACAUCAUUAGCUGGACCUACAAAAUUUUCACCAGGAUUCUCGAGCGUUCGCUAUCAGUACGUGAUUACUCCGACGUCACAUCCGCCCUUGCGUCUGGAUAUAAAGGUCUUCAACAAACCUCCGGACAAGUCAUCAGUAAAAUGCUCACUCUUCCAGCGGCUACGCAAUCGCUCUUAAGAAUCAAUCCGCUCAAAUUCAACCUUGCAACCUCAUCCCGGGAAUUUCCCAUUGAUUUCAGACUGGCUACCUGGAAUGGAAGAGACAAAUUUGUUUCUAUUCUCUUCGGAUACCUCUUCUUCGGCCUGCUUGGUGCAACUUAUUUACGUGUUGCAGCAGCAAUCUGGGGGAAGAACAAGAAAGGGCGGGUCAACGGAGGGUUAGCGGACUUACUAUAUCAAGCUGGAGGUGUCAUGAAGGUUGUGCUUAUUAUCAGCAUUGAGAUGAUCGUUUUCCCACUCUAUUGUGGGCUUCUGCUCGAUGCCGCUCUCCUGCCACUAUUCGCGAACACUUCCAUCGGCUCACGUAUAAUCUUUCUGAGGGCUUCGCCAAACACGUCUCUAUUUAUCCACUGGUUCGUCGGAACUUGCUACAUGUUCCAUUUUGCGCUGUUCGUAUCAAUGUGCCGCAAAAUCAUGAGAAAUGGAGUGCUCUUCUUCAUUCGCGAUCCAGAUGAUCCGACAUUUCACCCGGUACGGGAUGUUCUGGAGCGGCCUAUAAUCACUCAACUAUGGAAGAUAUCGUUCAGCGCAGUAGUUUAUGGGGCCUUGGUCCUCGCAUGUCUUGGAGGUGUUGUGUGGGGCGUAGAUUAUGCCAUUGGCGGUCUCUUUCCAGUUCUUUGGUCGUCGAGUGAGCCGAUACUGGAAUUUCCGGUCGACAUCCUCUUCUAUAAUUUCCUAAUGCCGCUGGCAGUGAAAUUCUUCAGGCCUUCGACUGGCUUGACCAGUGUAUACAGCUGGUGGUUCGAAAAAUCUGCGAGGUGGCUUCGUCUAUCUCAUUUCCUACUUGGACACGGCAACCAAGACGAAGAAGGUCGACAUCCGCGUCAGACAUGGAAAGAAUGGCUACGAGGAGACCAGUGCCAAAUUUGCAAGACUCACGGAGAACUGUCGGACAACAAGGCUUUUGCGGUACUAAAUGAGAACUCCCAAAUCAAAGGCCACGAGAAAGGCGUUGACUUCAUACGUGAUGGGAUGCACGUAUUAGCUCCGUCGUCGGACCAAGUCAGGGUACCAAAGGAUUUCGCCACCUUCCACCCUUUCAGUGAUGAUGGCCAGACGGUCAUCAUUGAUGAAAAGCAACUUCCAUGGUAUGAACAGAAUGAGGAUUCAUUUACAAAAGUCUACAUACCACCGUUCUUCCGGCUCCGAAUUGCCGCGCUCAUCAGCCUUGUCUGGGCUUUUGCAGCCUUUACAGGCCUUUGCGUUACUGUCCUACCGCUCCUCCUUGGACGGUCCAUCUUAACACGAGUGGUUCCAGGACAUCUGCGCAUGAACGAUGUGUAUGCCUUUUCGAUCGGCAUCUACAUACUAGGAGGCUUGCUCUACGCUACACUUAAUUAUCAUCGCUUCAGAUCCUGCAUUCAAGCCCAUCUGACACCUCAUGCGACUAAUAUCAAAGCCUCUCUUCGAAAGUUAGGUCGUGUAUCGGUACGCUUUGUCAACAUCAUCUACACCCUCUCCGCCUUUGGAGUCCUGCUCCCUGCUCUCAUCUCCCUGUCUAUACAAUGCUACAUCAUUGUGCCACUCUACACUUAUAUCAUGACUCAUGCACUCGACGAGUUCGACGAGACACUUGAUUCAACAAUCGCAUUUCCAACAUCGAUCCCGGCCACCAUCUCUAGCUUCAAAGAAAUUACAGGCUCUCAGCCAUCACGAUCUCAACCAAUCAUCCACAUGAUCCAAGACUGGACGCUCGGAAUUCUCUACGUUAAAGUCCUUGGCCGUCUGAUCCUAUGGACCGCGCCAUCCCGUCCAGCAACAGCGCUCAGGAGCAUUGUGCGUGACGGUUGGCUCUAUCCUGACAUUCGACUUGCCACGCGUGGCUUUGUUCUCCCAACGACUCUUAUCCUAUUGGUCAUUCUUGGAGCACCGUUGCUCCUCGCAAAGCUCUCUUUACGAAUGGUCUUCACGGCUUCAGACGCAGAAGACCCGUUUUUCCGUUCUUUGAUAUACAGAUAUAGCUUUCCAACACUAAUGGGGGCAGCCUUAGCGACGGCGCUCCUCAUCGUAGUUAUGAAAGCGUUCGGGCGUUGGAGAAGGAGGGUCCGGGACGAGGUCUAUCUGAUUGGAGAGAGGUUGCAUAAUUAUGGUGAGGCGAGGCGGAAGAAGCAUUCGAAGAAACAGAGGGCGAAAGCGAAGGGUAAAGAGAAGGAAAUGGUCGAGCGACCGACUUCUGGUGCAGUGGCUGCCGAAAGACCUGGGCUUGAGAGGCGAGAGACUGCCUGA